AUGGGAAUUAAGAGGCUUGUAGAUAAUGACCUGACUCUGAAUAGUAAUAAUGAGUACUAUAUAACACAAGAAGAUCCUUUAAAGAAGAAGAAAGGUCAAUCAUGGCUUGAAUAUUUGUACUCUCGUAUCCAAUUUACUUGGGUAACAAAAUGGAUGUACUUAGGAUGUAUUAGAACAUUGCCAGCUUCUAUCUUGCCUCAAUUGAGUAGAUCAGAUAACACUAGAUAUUGGUCAAGAAUAUUUGAAGAUUCCUUGUUAAUUGAACAACUCAAAUGCGUGACAUCUUUUGAUCGAAAGAUUCUAGUUAUAAGGGCAUUAUGGAGAAGUUUAUAUGGACAAUUGUUAGCAAUGAUGGCCUUAAAAGCUCUUUCGGAAGCAUGUGAAUACUUAAAUAAUACUGUACUAAGAAAUUUUCUUGAAUAUAAAGAGAAAGAGGAUGGUUUAAAUUUAGGUGAUAUACCGAAGGAAGAUAAAAAUAUUAUUUUAGAGAGUGGUCUACAUUAUGCUAUUAUCAUGAUAUUUUUUAAUAUAGUUCAUGUUUAUAUAUCUACUCAAUUUAAUUUCUGGUUGUCUCGUGUGAUUUUGCGGAUUCAGACAUGCUUAAAGACAUCAAUAUUUACUAGAAUAAUCAAGAAUAAAGCUUGUAAGCAAAACAAUAUUGAAGAAAUUGAUAGUAAUAAGUUGAUACCCAAUGAUGAAAUAGUACAAUUAACUGAACUAGAUGAUAAUCGUGCAUUAGCUAUAAAUAAUAAUGAAAUAAAAAGCUCAAGCCUUGAAGAAAUCGAAUUCACUAUAUCCAAAACUUCAAAUUCUGAUAAUAUAUCUAACGAUAGACAUGUGAAUAGCUAUGCAGCUUCUACAAAUGUAUUUAACUUAUUAAUGGUUGAUGUUGAUGAUAUUGAAGAUCUUCUAAUGGCUAUUACCCAAUUUAUACUUUUACCUUAUCGCUUAUUUAUAGCUUCGCUUAUUAUGUAUCAGAAUAUAGGAAGCUCAGCCUUUCCUGGAAUUAUGGUUAUGGUUGGUAUUAUUAGUUUAAUGGUUGUUGUUGAUAUAAUUUGUGCACUUUUAAAAGGUCCCCUUUUACUUUGGAGGGACAGAAGAUUAGAAAAACUCCAUGAAUCCCUUAACCAAAUCCGAGGAAUCCAAAUUUUAGGAUGGGAAUACUUUUCAGAGCAAAGAAUACAAAAUGAACGUAACAAUGAAGUAAAGUAUUUAUUUGGAAUAAUAUCACUCACCUCCCUGUCGCAUAUGUUAUUUAAAUUGGCUACUUCUGGAGCUGUAGUUGUAGUUAUAAUCUUUCAUACUUGGAACUUUUUGUCAAAUUCUGAAAAUAACCACUCUAAUUUAUUAGGUAAUGAUAUUUCCCAGUUAAGAGCUUCAACAGUAAUUCCUCUAUUGCAUAUUAUAAAUUAUGUUACUCAUAUUCUUGAAACUGUACCAAAUUCCCUUAAUAUGUUAAUUGAAGGUUGGAUAUCACUAGAAAGAUUUAGCUUUUAUCUCGGUCUAUCUAAUUUGAAAAAUAAUGAUUUAUCUCAAAUACAUAGAGAAAUUUCAACUAGAUCAAGAGUAAUUUCAGAUACAGAAUUUUUGGAAGAUAAAUUGCAAAGUGAAUACUUAGUUUCAUAUUUACAAAAAAAAGUAGAUAAUGAAAUAUCUUUAUUUAAUGAUGAAAAACUAGAAGAGAAAGAUAUCCUAUUGCCUAAUUCAUCUAACAUUAAUAGUGAAGGGUCUCCCCUACUUCAAAUUAAAAAUAAUUCAGCUAUUGAUACAAACUAUUUAAAUAAUGUUGAUAUUAAGAAUGAUGAUGUAGAAAAUGAUAAAAUUCAAAUUUACUUGGAAAAUGUUAGCUACUAUUGGGAAGAAAUAACAAAUAGUAAUAAAGCUAGACCUAAUUUGUAUGUACCUAAGUUUGUUGUUGAAAUUAAUACCUGUCACUUUAUAAUGGGUGAUCCUGGAAGUGGUAAAAGUACCCUUUUAUAUGGGAUUUUGGGUGAAUUAAAUUCUACAGGACUUCAAUUUAAUGCGAGUAAAGGUCAUACAAUUGGAUAUUCUAGUCAAGAUCCUUGGAUUCCUAUUGGUACCAUCAGAUCUGUUAUUCUUUUUGAUCGACCUUGGGAUCAAAGAAGGUAUCAAAGAGUUGUAGAGGCAUGCCUACUUGUUAAGGACUUCUCACUUUGGCCAGAAAAUGAUCUUAGGAUGCUUGAUGAUGGAGGUCAUAUUUUAUCAGGUGGUCAAAGAUCUAGGCUUACUCUAGCCAGAUCUUUAUAUGGUUAUCUGUCUGAAGAAAAUUUAGUAGAUGCAGAUAUUUAUAACAUGAAAAGAAGGCUUGAUAGUAAAUUAUUUUUAUUAGAUGAUAUAUUUUUGUCACUUGAUCCAAAUGUUGGACGAGAAAUAUUUUGGAAUUUAUUUAAUAAAAAGACUGGACUUUUAAUUAACUAUGCUAGUCUAGUUGUUAUUAGUCCAAGCGUUAUUGAUUACUUUUUACAUGAUGAAGUGAUAAGUGGAAAUUUUGAUAGAUUUGGUAUCAAGUUUAUUUCUUGGAAGAUUCUUAGUAAUGUUUUGCAACCAAUAGAAUUAGAAUCAUUAAUUGACAAAUAUAUUCCAGUUGCAACUCCUCAUACUAUCACCAAUGAAGAUAAUACAUAUAUAUGUACUGAAAAGAAUACUCCAAAUCCAUCUCUAGAGUACAUUGAUGUUCAAAUUUAUACAGAUAUUCAGAGGCAUAUCGUAAAUUCUAAUAAUUCUCAAGAAAAUCUUUCAAUUGAUUGUGAUAAGCCCAAACCCAUUCUUACAUAUGACUUUUAUAGUGAAGACAUUGUAUAUAUGAGUACAGAAGGUCAGAGGACUAUACCUAUACAGAUCUAUUUAUGGUAUAUUAAUAAAACCAGCAAAUAUAUGUUUGCACUCACUAUAUGCUUUGCAUUUGUAAGUCUCGUUUUGGAAAAUAGUAAAGAUUUAUUCCUAGCAAUGUGGACCGGGAUAUCACCUAGCGGAAACAAAGUUAUUGAAUCAAAUAAGGUUACAAAUGUUAGAGUAUCAGAUAUCGAUCAUGAACAUAAUAUGAAUACAUCUGAGUAUCUUUCAAAUCUUUAUUACCUUAUCCUAAUAUUUCUAUUUUCUAUACUUUGUCGUUUUAGCGCUCAGAUUUUCCAAGUAAUAGCGGGAAUUAUUGGUGCUAAAAAUGUUCAUAAUGAAAUGUUAAGAUGCAUGCUUUCAACAUCUUUACAAUUCUUUGACAAGGCAACUGUAGGGCAGAUUAUUAGCAGAUUCUGUUUAGAUCUAAUGUCUGUAGACCGCAGCAUUAUGUUAAAGAUUUGUACAUUCUCAAUUAUUGUAUUUGAGAUAUUGAUUAAGGGAAGUUUUGUGGUAUAUGUCUUCCCCUGGAUAUUUUUAUUGAUUCCUGUGGUUGGAUUAUUUGCAUGGUUCUGGUUAUUCCAAUAUUAUAGACAUACUUCAAGGGAGUUAUUUCGGUCUAAUCUAUCGGCACAUACACCUAUAUGCAAUAUUUAUACAGAAGCCUUAAUUGGAGGAGUUACUAUAAGAGCUUUCAAGUGUGAGGAGACGUAUCUUAAUAGAAACAUUACAUAUAUAGAUAAUUUGCAGAGAAUCAAAUUUAUGAGAUCAGCAACUUCACAAUGGAUAAGUGUUCGUAUGCAAAUGUUAGCUUUACCCUUUACAGUUGGAAUUACUCUUUUUCCAAUUAUUCUCAAGUACUUUGGGAUUUCGAUUUCAUUUCUAAAUUUUGGAUCUAGUGGAACCAAUGCUGGAACUUGGGGAUUAGCAUUAAUAUAUUCUAUGUCAUAUGCUCCAUUGAUUAAUAAUGCAUUCUCUUCCUUUAUAUCUGUGGAGAAAUCAAUGUGUGCUGUAGAAAGGAUUUCAAUAUUUCUUAAAGACUUGCAUAAUACCAAACAGCAAACGACUAUAAAUGAAGUAGCUAGAGAUGUAUUAGCAUAUCCUUCUAUUCCAUCAUUAGGUUUAUAUAUUCAUAAAUUGAAUGUUUUAUAUGAAGAUAACUCUUUAGGUAUUGAAUUACAAAAUCAAAUUGUGAAUUAUGGUGAAUGUGUAGGAAUUAUUGGAAGAACAGGUAGUGGAAAAUCAACACUUUUAAAUGCAAUUUUAGGUUUAACUCCAAUAAAGAAUAGUCAAGUUUAUCUUGAUGGUAUGUGGUUAUAUAGUAAUAAACUAAAGCUAGAGAAACAUGACUAUAUUGGAGUACUACCACAAGAUUCUAUUGGGUUUAAUGGAUGGACAGUUAGAAAGUUCCUUGACCCAUACAAUGAAAUAUCUAGUGAUUCAGAAAUUUGGCAAGGUCUAAAGAUAUGUGGAUUAGAGUCAAUUAUAAGGGGACUUUGUUGUAACAAUCAAUUAGAAGCUACUAUUAGUGGGUUUUCUUAUAAAUCACGUUCAAAUAGUAGUGAAAGAAGUAGGUUACUUAAGAAAAGAAGCUCAAAUAAUUAUUUUAAGUCAGAUUGCAAGUUAACCCAAAAGUAUCUUAGGCAACUUGCAUUAGCUAGACUAAUUAUUCACAGGCACAAGUACAAGAUAGUCCUGGUUGAUGAGCCUCCUGAGGAAUUGUCAUGUGAUGCAUCUUUGCAUCAAACCUCUGAAUUUUCUCCGGAUACAUCAGUAGAAGAAAUUAUAUUUACUUAUAUGAAGCAUUGCAUUGUAUUUAUUGUUGCACAUAAUUCAAAAUCUCUCAAAAGAUGUAAUCGGAUUUGGGUUCUCUCCUGUGGUCACAAAGUCACAGAAUGCAGUUUUGGUGAUGUUGGAAAUCAGCAACUUCUUGCUGAAUUCUUGAGAGAGAAUCAAUAUGGGGUGUUCCGAAGUUAA
Molecule: messenger RNA, 4830 nt
Organism: Cryptosporidium muris RN66
Lineage: Eukaryota; Apicomplexa; Conoidasida; Eucoccidiorida; Cryptosporidiidae
Product: ABC transporter family protein
Exons: 1
Coding region: 1-4830 (1609 amino acids)
Biological process (GO): transmembrane transport
Cellular component (GO): membrane
Molecular function (GO): ABC-type transporter activity; ATP binding; ATP hydrolysis activity
Source: RefSeq, a predicted model, not a curated record